AUGAAGCUCACUAGAUUAACUGAUCCAGAUAAGAUUGAUUUCACCAGAGAAUUGAACGGUGAUGUGUGGAAAGGUCACUUAUCGGUACCCGAUUAUCAAUUCCGUGAUAGGUUAUUAGCAAAAUCGCCAAUGUGUCAAGAUAUGAGAAUCUAUGUGGUUACUGAAUCAGAAGACAUCAACUCAACCGACGAUAUCAUGAGUUCAGUGGAGAUAAUCAUCCGUGAUGGGUAUAAGUAUAAUUCUAAGGAUGGUAAGGUUGAAAAAACACUCGUCAAGAAUGGUUGCAUUGGAGGAGUUUUCACAAAUCCUAAAUUUAGAGGAAAAGGUAUAGCCAAGUUCAUGAUAGAUGAAUUGAACAAGAUAUGUGAUGAAGAAGAUUUGGAAUUCGUCAUCUUAUAUUCAGAAGUUGGUGAUUAUUACAGUAGAUGUGGCUAUGAAUCUUUCCAUGUACCUAUUAGAACGAGAUAUAUAGAUGAUUAUGAAGCCAAAAUCUUCAAUGGUUCAGAGAAGUACAGUGUAGAUGGAUUUGAUGUUGAAUUGAUUGAUUACCAAGGCUUCAAAGAAGUGAUGGACUUACAUAACGAAGAAGAAGACAAGAGAAUUAUGGCCAUGAAUGAUGGGAAAAGUAGAGUUGUGUUCGCUCCUAGUGAAGAAGUAGUUAAUUGGUUCCAUUUAAGAAUCAAGUAUUUUUGCUACAAUCUAGUUUCAUCCCCAGAAGCAUUGAAGACCAAAGCUUUUGAUGAUAUAAUUGAAGAAUUCACUUCAUAUGAACCAAAAAAGUUAGGUAUCAAAGUAUCAAAAAAUGGUGAAUUAUUAGGAUACGUAAUUUGGACCUUUGAACUUAAAAUGGAAGAAGAACCCAUAUUCUCUUGUAAAAUCUUACAUAUGUUCAGUAAAGGCUCAUCCAAAACCAGAUCAGGAUCCGAUUUCACUAUCAAGAAACUUUUAAGUGAUUUGACCAUUGAUUAUAUGAAGUACUCCAAGAAACAUUUCAAAGUGGCUUCAGUAAGUGUAUGGACAAGUGAUGUUGAUGAAGCUUUUGGGGGGGAAGUUCAAGAGAAUUCCUCAUUGAGUGCUAUUAGGUUUAAAAACGAAAAGAGUAUUUGGGAGAAUAACAACAAGUUGCCUUGGUUUUAG
Yamadazyma jaroonii is the source of this 1137-nucleotide messenger RNA. The record is from the annotation of a GenBank genome assembly. NCBI's taxonomy places the organism in Eukaryota, Fungi, Ascomycota, Pichiomycetes, Serinales, Debaryomycetaceae.